This is a messenger RNA of Aplysia californica (California sea hare), 873 nucleotides long. RefSeq lists its product as uncharacterized. Lineage: Eukaryota; Metazoa; Mollusca; Gastropoda; Aplysiida; Aplysiidae. The record is from RefSeq and is a predicted model, not a curated record.
GCGGUGACGAGAGCGUAGUUUUGCUGACGUUGGCGGCCGCGAUGCCUCCCGUGGUGGUGCUGCUGUCGCUGCUGCUGCGGCACGCCUACGACAAGACCAUCACUCUGAGGCCCACAGCUCCCAAGCUGGUCUACCUCGGUCUCGGUUUCUUUUUGGCUCUCAGGCUCAAUGUCGGGGUGUUCUCCAGCCACCCUGACAGAACCCCGUGGUCCCUCCAGCCCAUUCUGGCAACUUCUCUUGUCCCUUUCUCCUUCUUCGUAUCCGUCGUUGGAUUGGGCAAAAAGGUGAGCUGCCGCCGGUUGUUCUGUGCCCUCAUAGUGUUGGCCAGUGUGUUCAUCUGUGCGGAGCCACGCAUCUGGUCUCUGGAGGGCAGCGACGAGGAGGAGCUGUUCCGCUCCAACGACCUCUUCAAGCAGGUCCUCUGGCCGUCCGUCUACGCCCUCAGUUUCCUCCCCUUGGCAAUCUACCACGCGCUGGCAGAACACGAGCUCAGGAAGAACUCGGUCCACUCUUUCUCUCUCUCCACGUCCGGCCUACUGAUGGGGUCUGUGUUCACAGUGCUCAUGGCCUCUGCUGACUUCAUUCCUUUCUACGGACGGGUUGACACCUUUCCUGAGAUGUGGGAGGUCAUAAAAGACGGCGAAAAGUGCAACUUUGGGUUUCUGGACAGUGUUCCGUUAUGACUACGCGGAAGAUGAGAUCAGUUGGCAGCCAGAAUGGAGUCACACCUCCAUGUUUGUGAUCGCCAGUGUGGUUAUGGGUGUGCCUGCCGUGAUUGCGUACAGUGUGUUCGCGGUCAAAGACGUGAAGAAAGCCAAACGGGAGCAGAAGGGAUACUCGGAUGUUUCCAGUUCGGAGUACGACUGGGAGUGA